This is a messenger RNA of Pistacia vera, 3298 nucleotides long. RefSeq names its product leucine-rich repeat receptor-like serine/threonine-protein kinase BAM3. Gene Ontology annotation, biological process: protein phosphorylation. Gene Ontology annotation, cellular component: plasma membrane. Gene Ontology annotation, molecular function: protein binding; protein kinase activity; ATP binding. The transcript is spliced from 2 exons. The record is from RefSeq and is a predicted model, not a curated record. The coding region runs from base 131 to 3097 and encodes 988 amino acids. Lineage: Eukaryota; Viridiplantae; Streptophyta; Magnoliopsida; Sapindales; Anacardiaceae.
UAGAAAUGACCUUGGAUGCUGUUUAUUGUGGCACCUUUCUCUUUUUCAUCUCUAUGAAAAUGGUGAUCCCUCUCUUUAUUCCUCUCCAUCUCCAAGUUUCAUAGACUCUCUAAACUUAAGCCUUUUAUCAAUGGCUGCUUCUGGGGUGAAAUUGUUUAUCUUCUUCUCUUUUUUCCUUAUGUUGUUUUUUCAUUGUUCUUAUUCAGUUCCUUUACAUAACCCUUCUCUGAAAAGACAAGCUGCAAUUCUUGUGGCCCUCAAAGAGGGAUUUGAAUCUUUUGAUUCUUCUUUGAAUGAAUGGAAUCUAUCAAACUAUAGGUCUCUUUGUUCUUGGCCUGGAAUUGGGUGUGGUAUCAUGAACACAUCUGUUGUGUCUCUUGACAUUUCUAGUUUGAAUAUUUCUGGCUCUCUGUCACCUGUGAUCACUGAACUUGUAAGCCUGGUGAAUCUUUCGGUGUCGGAUAACAGUUUCACCGGUGAGUUUCCUCAGGAAAUUCACAAGCUUUCAGGGCUGAGGGUCUUGAACAUGAGCAACAACAUAUUUGGUGGAGAGCUGAAGUGGGAAUUCUCUCAGUUGAAGGAGCUGCUUGUUCUUGAUGCUUAUAACAAUGAGCUCAAUGGCUCACUUCCUGUUGGUGUCACUCAAAUUUCAAAGCUGCAACACUUGCAUUUAGGUGGGAAUUUCUUCAGUGGGGAGAUUCCUCCAGGCUAUGGAGGUCUUGAGGAGGUUGUUUAUCUCCAUCUUGGAGGGAAUGACUUGAGUGGAACCAUUCCCGCAGUGCUUGGAAACCUGAAAAAUCUUCAGCAGCUAUACUUGGGGUAUUACAAUGAUUUUGAUGGAGGAAUCCCACCUGAGUUUGGAAAAUUAAUCAAUUUGGUUCAUUUAGACCUUGCCAAUUGUAGCUUAAAGGGUCCAAUUCCUGCUGAGUUGGGCAAUCUAAACAAGUUAGACACUCUUUUCUUGCAAGUCAAUGAGCUGAGUGGUUCAAUUCCUCCUGAACUUGGGAAUUUGAGUAGCUUGAAGACUCUUGAUCUUUCAAAAAAUGGCUUAACCGGAGAGAUCCCUCUCGAGUUGUCGUCGCUUCGCCAGCUCACACUCUUGCACCUGUUUUCCAACAGGUUUCAUGGGGAGAUCCCUCAUUCCAUUUCAGAGCUGAGCAAUCUGGAAGUUCUACAGCUAUGGCAGAAUAAUUUCACUGGGGCAAUUCCUUCAAAGCUUGGAGAAAAUGGCAGGUUGAAAGUGCUCGAUUUGUCGACCAAUAAGCUCACAGGAUUAGUCCCUAAAUCUCUCUGCCUUGGAAGGAAGCUCACCACUUUGAUUCUGUUCAACAAUUUCUUGUUUGGUCCUCUUCCUCAGGAUCUUGGUCAGUGUGACACUCUGGUAAAAGUUCGGAUGUGGCAAAAUUAUUUGACAGGAUCAAUUCCAAAUGGCUUGCUGUACUUGCCUGAGCUGCAACUCAUAGAGCUGCAGAACAACUAUCUCACUGGCAGAAUUCCCGCAGUAACCGGCAAGGUUCCUGCGAAACUUUCCGGAUUGAAUCUCUCGAAUAAUCGGUUAACGGGGUCACUUCCUGCUUCCAUUGGCAAUUUCUCUAGCUUGGAGAAUCUUCAACUGAGUGGCAACAAGUUAACAGGAGAAAUUCCAUCAGAAAUAGGCCGGUUGAAGAAUGUGCUGCACUUGGAUAUGAGUGGAAACAACUUCUCCGGCAGGAUUCCGCCUGAGAUUGGCAAUUGUGUCCAGUUAACUUACUUAGACUUGAGCCAGAACCAACUCUCAGGUCCAAUUCCUGUUCAGGUUACUCAAAUUCACAUAUUGAAUUAUUUCAAUGUGUCUUGGAACAACUUGAAUGAAAGUCUCCCAAAGGAAAUUGGCAACAUGAAGAGUCUAACUUCAGCAGAUUUUUCCCAUAACAAUUUCUCAGGCAUGAUACCUGAAUUUGGACAGUAUUCAUUCUUCAACUCCACAUCUUUUGUUGGUAAUCCUCAGCUCUGUGGAUCCAACUUGAAUCCGUGCAACUAUUCGGCAAAUUCGCCAAUGCAAUUCCACAGCGAAAAUGGUACUAAGUCUCAUGUUCCAGGAAAGUACAAGCUUCUAUUUGCUCUGGGGUUGCUGGUAUGUUCACUAGUAUUUGCAGUUCUAGCCAUCAUCAAGACGCGAAAGGUACGAAAAGGUUCGAAUUCUUGGAAGCUCACUGCAUUCCAGAAGCUUGAAUUCGGAAGUGAAGACAUCCUGGAAUGUGUAAAGGAUAACAAUGUGAUAGGGAGAGGAGGAGCUGGGAUUGUGUACAGAGGAGAAAUGCCAAACGGAGAACAAGUUGCAGUGAAGAAACUAUUAGGCAUAACAAAAGGGUCAUCUCAUGAUAAUGGCCUUUCUGCAGAAAUUCAAACAUUAGGUAGAAUUAGGCACAGGAACAUUGUGAGGUUGAUGGCAUUUUGUUCCAAUAAAGUGUCUAAUUUGCUUGUUUAUGAGUACAUGCCAAAUGGAAGUUUAGGUGAAGUGUUGCAUGGCAAAAGAGGGGGAUAUCUGAUUUGGGAUACCAGAUUAAAGAUUGCCAUAGAAGCUGCAAAAGGCCUGUGUUAUUUGCACCAUGAUUGUUCGCCACUGAUCAUUCAUCGCGACGUGAAGUCGAAUAAUAUUUUACUCAACUCAGAUUUUGAGGCUCAUGUUGCAGAUUUUGGCCUUGCAAAGUUCUUGCAAGACUCAGGAAAUUCAGAGUGCAUGUCUGCAAUUGCUGGCUCUUAUGGCUAUAUAGCUCCAGAGUAUGCUUAUACAUUGAGAGUCGAUGAGAAGAGCGAUGUGUAUAGUUUCGGAGUGGUGUUGCUAGAGCUAAUAACAGGGAGGAGGCCUGUGGGCGAUUUCGGUGAAGACGGACUAGACAUUGUUCAAUGGACAAAAAUGCAAACAAACUCAAUGAAAGAAAGAGUUGUGAAGAUCCUUGAUCAAAGACUAAGUAACAUCCCAGUAAAUGAAGCAAUGCAAGUGUUCUUUGUUGCCAUGUUGUGUGUUCAAGAGCAAAGUGUGGAGAGACCAACCAUGAGAGAAGUUGUUCAAAUGCUUGCUGAAGCUAAACAACCAAACACAUUUCACAUCCAAUGAUCAAUAUAAUAAGAAAUACUCAAUUUUUGGUGCUUUUCUUUUUUAUAUAGUUUCUCCUCUUGUUAUAUGUGAAAUUAGGAGGGUAUUUUUCUGCUCUUGGUUUUGAGGAGUGUUAAUUUUUGGUCAUUAUUGAGGCAUGCAAAAGUGAAAGAAAACAAAUUGUACUAUAAAGUAUAAAUGAAAUGGUACUAUUUGGCUUCA